AUAAAAAUCUAAGGAAUAGGAGAUUUAUAUAGGAACGACAAACGACGAACGAUUGAUUUAAUUAAUAACCGCGCAAAUCGUAGUCGACGUAGAUUCGUAUGUGUUUAUCGACUUGGGUGUUAGCAGCUUAGUUUUGAUUAGAGCUGACUGUUACAAGGAAGCCAGCAACACGUCGCACGGCAUACGUGCCAUUUAGAUUAAUAGGAUAAUAGUGACAAGCAUGUUAGAUAUUCACGAACGGAGCUCUCCGAUCCGUUCAAGUAACUAGCUGCAGUAAGUGUGUCACGGAACGUAGACGAAACUUGCCGUCGUCGCGAGGGCGAAAUUAGCAUUAUUAGCGGCACAUUAACAACUCGCGAAGAAAUCCGCCGAACUUUAAAACUUGUCGUUUCCAUGCGUGAAAGCGUCUCGGUUUGCCGAGCUCGGCAUUGAAUGGACAUUUCAUUCACUACGCGAGGAGAGCAGUCUUCGAAGAGCGGUGGUCCCGAAGGUACCCUCCUUGAUCGGUACGGCUCCGAGAUCGUUAUCGUGAGAAGUGGAUGAAUCUCGGGCUGCCAGAUCUUGUGGCGAUCGAGUCGAGAAGGAGGAGGUAGUACAGCAAGGAGGAGGAGGAGGAGGAAGGAGAAACACAGCGGGCAGAUCUCGGAGACGCCGUCGGGUCCUGCCGUCAGACCCGCUUUAUCCUCCGAUCGACUUGGAGGACUCCUCGCGAGGACCAAAUCGCUGAUAAAUUCUUCCGGCCUUCGAGACACCUAGCUCGUGAGAUGUGGCGGCUGUCGAUACUGAUCGGUAUGAUUGCGAUCACGAGGGCCCGGCCGUACACGGACAGGAUGGCGGUCUCGGGAUCGAUGGUGAACGACAGGACUCUGUUCAUCAGGAGUCUACCGGGUUAUCCUGGAACCAGGAGCGAUCUCUACGAGGUCUACAUGGAACCGUAUUAUUUCGCAGUCGGUCUAAAGGCCGUGGUGGAGAUGAAAGCUCUCGACGAGAAUGGCUCGCCGGUAGAUGGACCUCGAGGGAUGCUGACGUUGGAGCAGCAUCCCGAGGGGGUCAGGGUCACGGGCACGAUCGAGGGGUUGAAGCCGGGCUUGCACGGGUUUCACGUGCACGAGAAAGGAGAUCUGAGGAAAGGUUGCAGUUCGGCUGGUCCGCAUUUCAAUCCGUAUAUGGUGAAUCACGGCGCACCGAGCGAUCCGUUACGUCACGUCGGCGAUCUCGGCAAUAUUGAGGUCGGAGAGGACGGAGUGGCGCAUAUCGACGGCAUGGAUCACUACUUGAGCCUGGUGGGUGUCCGGGGUGCGAUCGGCAGGGCGCUGGUGAUCCACGCGAAACCCGACGACCUCGGCCGCGGCGGCACCGAGGAGAGCCUGAAGACCGGAUCGGCGGGCGAGCGCGUCGCCUGCGGCGUCGUCGGGUUCAUGUAAGAGGAUUUUGACGAACGGCGAAUUCGGCUCUUGCUUGCACUAAAUACGCACUGAAAGCUGCCGUGCUCAACUCGCGCGAUAAGACACUGCGUAGUACGCAGGAUCUCGAAUGUAUGAGGAGCAGGUUUACAAAUUGCGAUUUAUCAAAAAUUUCAUUUUUUUGGAAGGGGGGGACAAUUUUGGAAAAAAAUUUUAUCUUUUUAAAAACUUUAAAAAUUGAUUUUUAAUUUCGCAUUCUUUUUAACAUUUCACGUCGUAUUAAUGAGCACAUUGUUAUUUUCUGUAAAGUGCGUAGUUUUCCUAUGGUUUUCUAAAAAUUAUAAAUUUUAGACAAAAAAUUUUAAAAGUAUACUUUUUAUAUAUAGAUUUUGGUGAACAAGACAAUGUAUUCCUUGUUGAGAACCAAAAUGAUGUGUUUUUCUAUUAGAACUCUCAAUUAGAAACGGUUGCUAUAUAUCUCAUUAUAAUAGAGGAAGGUGAAGCAAGAGAAGGUGGCGAGAUAAGACGCGAUAUCCCCUGUACCACGCGAUUUAAAUGCAGAAAUCACAAUCGAACAUAUGCAUUUGAUGCGAUCCCUCAGUUAUUGAAACGAGUUAGCAAAGUAGGCAACUGCGUUAUUCAUAAUUUAUACUUUUUUAUGAUUUCCUUAUGACUAUCUCAUUUUUUUAUUUGUGACAUUAGUAUUAAAUCAUAGUAAGUGUAUCUCAUUUUGUCCACGGGGAUACUUUGUCUUAUUCUAUCCGUGAGGCCAAGAUGGAGAAAAAGUCUUUUUUUUUUAUUUUUUUUUAAUAAAAUUUAUUUAAGAUUGAUAUUCAAAAAAUAUUUAAGAAGUAAAGAUGAUUUGUUGAGUAUAUGAAAACCUAACUUUUAUUCAUCAUUAAAUUCAUAACUUUUAUUCAUCGUUAACUACAGGUCAUUAAAUCUCGCCCCACCUUCCCUUACUGAAUAUUUCGAAAUACAAUUUUAUUAAUAUUUUAAUAAUUUUUAAAUACUACUCUCUUGAUGAUAUAUUUAAUAAAUCUCGGCAUUUUCUGUUAAAAUACGUAAUUUAAAAUUAUUAUAAAUAUUUAUUACAUAAUGUUUAUUCAUAUAUUAUUAAUGAAAAUAGCAUAAGGAGCUGUUUUGAAACAGGACAUAUUCGUAAAAUAAAAUACAAUCAUCACGAAUGUUAGUCAAGUAAUGCGAUUGUUAUAGUCUAAUUAAUUUUAUUCAGUUAAAGCAAUUACUUGUAAUAUAUUUCGACGUUUAUAGCUAAAUUCGUAUACCUACAACAGCCUGCAGAUUGUGCGCACUAGUGCAUCCACCCAAAUUCGCUAGGAGAAAUGUUGCGUACCGCAACUUCGUUCACUGCUAAUUUAAUUGCGCCCAUUUGUACCGAUCAAUAAAUCACGAAUGUAAUCGAGCACCUAU
This is a messenger RNA of Solenopsis invicta (red fire ant), 2834 nucleotides long. RefSeq names its product superoxide dismutase [Cu-Zn]. Gene Ontology annotation, molecular function: copper ion binding; superoxide dismutase activity. Lineage: Eukaryota; Metazoa; Arthropoda; Insecta; Hymenoptera; Formicidae. The record is from RefSeq and is a predicted model, not a curated record. Bases 765 to 1424 code for a protein of 219 amino acids. Gene Ontology annotation, biological process: removal of superoxide radicals. The transcript is spliced from 4 exons.